GUCCUACAGUGUAUACGAACCCCGCUGAGAUGUGACGGCAUGCAUAUCCCCGCCGAAAUUCGACCCGUCAUGAGUGCAGCUGUUAGAGGGUACGAAAGUCGGAACUUUCAUGAUCCUGGUUCUAAAUUCCAUGCCAAUUUGAAACAAUCAUAUCCAAGCACAACCCAAGUAAUUUCCUUGUACCUGCUAUAGCCUGCUAUGGGUUCGGUUGUAACAUAAUCAUCUUCUGAAGCCUCCGUAAUAACAACAGCCGAGCUCCCACAAGGCUCCCAAGGCACAAUAUCCUUGAAGCCCGAGUUCUUUUAAGUUUACCUCUUCAUUCUUUUACCUUUUCUUCAUUCGUUCCCUUUUUCCCCUUUUCUCCAGGCUUCAUGUCUGUAUCGCUGGACUACCGUAUUCCAGCUCUUGCUGUCAUAUCUGUGAUAGCAUAUAACCUCGUCAGCUCGUGGUCAAGUAAGAAGAGAAACCCACAAGGGCUUCCCCUCCCUCCAGGUCCAAAGCCACUGCCAUUAGUGGGUAAUGUCCUUGGUCUCAAGAUUGAUGAGCCAUGGGUCACAUACACCCAAUGGGGUGCUACGUACGGCGGUUUGGUGUACUCUCGUUUGCUUAACCAAGAAAUCAUUGUGAUUAACACUGAGAAAGUCGCGAGGGACCUGUUAGAGAGGCGCUCCAACAACUACUCUGACAGACCUGGUAUAAUGCGCCUGACCAACGACUUUUUCGGGUGGUCGUUCAAUUCAGUUAUGGUCGGGUAUGGUGAUCGUUGGAGGCUCCACCGACGAUUGUUCCACCAAGCAUUCCGCCCAGAAGCAUCUUUUGCGUAUCAGCCAAUGCAGCUUCGCAAGGCGCGAGAGCUGUUGACCAACUUGUUCGAAGACCCAGUAAACUGGAGGGCGCAUGUACAAACGCACUCAGCCUCGAUUAUUAUGUCUGUCGUGUACGGUUACGAAACUGCCCCGAGGGAUGAUCCUAUCAUCUCUACUGUUGAAAGAGCUGUCAAAUUAGCGGUGUCUUCUAUCACACCCGAGGUUGCUGCCUUCCUUGGUGCAUUCCCAUUUCUGCAGCACAUUCCGCCUUGGUUCCCUGGAGCUUCAUUCAAGCGGACAGCAGUCUUGUCCACCAGGUAUGCUGAGGACAUGAUUGAAGCGCCAUUUCUCUACGUUGAGAAGAACAUGGCGUCAGGUUCGGCAUCCCCAUCUAUGGUCGCUGACUCUUUGAGAAGAGCCGAGGAUGAGAACGUGUCCGAGACGUAUGUAAAGGCCAUCAAAGAGUCUGCCGUAACUGCCUUUGCGGCUGCUUCGGAGACAACCGCCUCGACUAUGUUUAUUUUCGUCCUGGCGAUGCUCCAAAACCCGGAGGUACAAGCCCGCGCGCAGGCCGAAAUCGAUUCUGUGGUCGGUUCGGUCAGGCUGCCGAAUUUCGAGGACAGACCAUCAAUGCCAUAUGUUGAAGCUGUUCUCCGCGAAGUUCUCCGGUGGCACCCCGCUGUACCAUUAAGCGUUCCCCAUGCUGCCACUAAUAGUGACAUCUAUAAUGGAUAUUUCAUCCCACAAGGCGCUACGAUUAUAACCAACACAUGGGCAAUCACACGCAACGAAGCCAAGUACCCCAACCCAGAAGAAUUUAAGCCUGAGCGCUUCUUCGGUGCCGACGGCGAGUUGAACGACGACACCAUGAGCUAUGCCUUUGGUGCGGGUCGCCGAAUCUGCGUCGGGCGAUAUAUCGCGGAUGCAUCUGUCUGGUCUGCGAUGGUUUCGGUCCUCGCUCUCUUUGAUAUCAAGAAAUGCAAAGACGAGCAAGGCAACGAUAUCAAUGUAAAUCCGAAAUUUACUGCGGGCGUUACUUCCCACCCUUUGCCCUUCCCUUGUCACAUUGUCCCCCGAAGCAAAGGAUUUAGCCCAGAAAAGCUGGCUGAGAUGUUCUAAGGUUCGGUCGUCACGAUAUCUGGUUAUGUUUGUCAUCUUGCAGGCUUCUCUCUUUCUUGGACGUCCUCCAUAUCAAGAUAUGUUUUCGUAUUUUACUUUACAAACACAGUCGCUCUUUGUUAUACGUGUCCUGCUAUUCAUCUCUCGCUAUCCGUUCCAACCGCACUCGUUUAUUUCUACUCUCUUGGGACGUUCUCCCCUCAGUCUCUCAAUCGAAGACUGUUAUCCAUCAGUAUUUACCCACCCACCCACUUCCCUUCCUGACUAUAGCUUCCCAAAGUUUCUCCCGUCUCGCUAUCGUCUAUGCUAUUGUUGUAGUAUUUGGUUUCUCAAUCGAAGAUUGAGCGUUUUCCCGUCUCUAGUCUGAGCCUAUCUCCUCCAUAGCUUUCCAACCCCAUAAAUUUCAAUGCUAACGAUAUCUGACGUCCGCUCGUCACGAGGAUA
Suillus paluster is the source of this 2369-nucleotide messenger RNA. Its product is annotated as cytochrome P450. Gene Ontology annotation, molecular function: heme binding; oxidoreductase activity, acting on paired donors, with incorporation or reduction of molecular oxygen; iron ion binding. Lineage: Eukaryota; Fungi; Basidiomycota; Agaricomycetes; Boletales; Suillaceae. Bases 372 to 1925 code for a protein of 517 amino acids. The transcript is spliced from 13 exons. The record is from RefSeq and is a predicted model, not a curated record.